ACGCGCUACUGUGAGAUCGUGUGUUGUGUGCGGUAAGGAAGAAGAAACAUAAAACAGCUUAUAACGCGCAAAUACUAAGUGGAAAAAAUAUUCCGGAACAUUCGCUACUAAUCGGUACCGCAAAGUCCGUGCCAGCCGUUUGCCACCAUCCGCUAAGCGACUGUUGUCUCGGGUGUGCGCCUGUAGUCGAGUGUUUCUAGAUUUCCCGCUUGGCGCUCCGCUUGCAUUCUCCGUCGCACGAUGGCGUCAACAGCGAAAAAGGCGAAGAAGUCCGUGGACGCUCUGGAGGACGAGUCGGUGGCACUGGAGGCGGUCGACAGUUGCCAGAACGAUAUCGACGCUCUGAAUGAGAAGGCCAGCGAGGAAAUACUGAAGGUGGAGCAGAAGUACAACGCUCUGCGCAAACCGUACUACACGAAGCGCAACGACAUGAUCAAACGCAUUCCAAACUUCUGGGUGACGGCCAUUGUCAACCAUCCACAAAUUUCCGGCAUCCUCGAGGAGGAGGAAGAGGAGUGCUUACAGUUUAUGGAAAAGCUCGAGGUGGAAGAGUUUGAUGACAUCAAGAGCGGGUACCGGAUUCACUUCCAUUUCGAGGAGAAUCCGUACUUUGAAAACAAGGUCAUCACGAAGGAGUUCAACUUGGGCUCGAGUGGCGAAAGUCCCGUUUCGUCCAGCACGGCGAUCAAAUGGAAACCGGAUCAUGAUCUGACGAAGUCGCUGCCGAAGAAGCUGACCGAUGUUCGGCGGAAACGCCGCCUGGAGUAUCGGACGUUUUUCGAUUGGUUCACCGAUAACAACGAUCCAAUCAACGAUGACAUCGCUGAGCUGAUUAAGGACGAUCUGUGGCCAAAUCCGCUCCAGUACUACCUGGUUCCGGACGUUGAGGUGGAACAGGAGGACGAUGACGAGGACGGCGAAGGCUGCGAAGAGUUUGGCGAAGAGGCGGACGGCUCAGAAGACGACGAGGUAGAGGAUGAGGAAGAAAAGACAUCCUAGAAAAAAUCCGGUGGUGUCGACCACAUCUAAUAUAGUCGGACGCCUGCUGCGAUUCCUUGCGGGCAUAACUGGUCUUAUUUUGCUGCAUGAAGCCACUUUUCCGCAAUUUUCACUAUCGCAUUUUUUUCUGCAGCUUCUGUAGCUCACAUUUUUUUGCUUCGAUACUCAAGCCACUAUUAUCAAGACAGGAGAAAGGGAUUGACGAAGCAGAAACAGAGACAGUCCAUCCCCAUGUCCAAUGGUGUAUCGUUCCUUUGCUUCCCUAUUUGAAUUCAAAAACUAUUCUUCCUUUGAUUGCUGAAUCAGAGCCGGCAGGAGAAUGUUUCGGCAUCGUUAUCACUCAUAACGGAAAUCUGUUCAAUCCCUCAAAAUGUGCGAAAUAUACCGUCUUUGAUGAAUCGCAGUA
Molecule: messenger RNA, 1405 nt
Organism: Anopheles cruzii
Lineage: Eukaryota; Metazoa; Arthropoda; Insecta; Diptera; Culicidae
Gene: Set
Product: protein SET
Exons: 2
Coding region: 241-999 (252 amino acids)
Biological process (GO): nucleosome assembly
Cellular component (GO): nucleus; chromatin
Molecular function (GO): histone binding; chromatin binding
Source: RefSeq, a predicted model, not a curated record